Messenger RNA from Bacillus rossius redtenbacheri, 22159 nucleotides. RefSeq names its product zinc finger protein ztf-16. Lineage: Eukaryota; Metazoa; Arthropoda; Insecta; Phasmatodea; Bacillidae. The transcript has 5 exons. The record is from RefSeq and is a predicted model, not a curated record. Bases 190 to 1821 code for a protein of 543 amino acids. Gene Ontology annotation, biological process: regulation of transcription by RNA polymerase II. Gene Ontology annotation, molecular function: RNA polymerase II cis-regulatory region sequence-specific DNA binding; DNA-binding transcription factor activity.
ACAUCGUAGAAGCGAACACUCUUGCGCAAUAAAAAAAAAGUUUCUGCUUCCGUUAGGUCACCGCAUUAAUGCGGUCAACAAAAAUGAAGUCGGGAAGUAGGUGUUGUUUUUGAAUGUAGUUGCAAAUGUGGGAAAUUACAAAGAACAUAUUAAUGGGGAUAUGUAGUGGGCUAGUGGUGGCAGUGGAGGAUGGCUGAGCCAGACAGGAGCUCCACCAAUGGGACACCGGAAAACGAUAAUGAAGCUGACUCGGGGACUCCAAACGACUGUGGCAAUAGUAAUGAAGAAGGCUGCGAUCAAGAUAACGAAGCAGAUCAAUCUGGUGGCGGAAUAAGUCCUGGGGCGCCAGAUGGGUCCAUAAACACAAACUACGAUUCCAGCGACGGCGUUCUUGCUUUGCAUCAGUGCGACAGGUGUGAAAAUUUUGAGACACUUACCCACACUGCCUUGCUCGCUCACCUGGCCCAGUGCGUCGGUGGGGAUGGUGAUGCUACUGCGGAUGGUCUCCGAAAUCAUGACCGUAAAAUUUUCGAAUGUGAUGUUUGCAAUAUGAAGUUUUCGAAUGGGGCAAACAUGCGCCGGCACAAGAUGCGUCACACAGGCGUGAAACCAUACGAAUGCAGAGUGUGCCAGAAACGUUUCUUUCGAAAAGAUCAUUUGGCGGAACAUUUCACAACCCACACCAAAACGUUGCCUUACCAUUGCCCUAUUUGCAACAGGGGAUUUCAGAGGCAGAUUGCCAUGAGGGCACAUUUCCAAAAUGAACAUGUUGGACAGCAUGACAUGGUUAAGUCAUGUCCUUUGUGUACCUACAGGGCCAAUUCAAUGAAGACUCUGAGAGUGCAUUUCUUUAACAGGCACGGCAUAGACCUGGACAACCCCGGGCCGAGCUCGCAGGCGGUGUCGUCGGCGCUGCCGGGCGGCCACUGCUCGCCGCUCGAGGCCAACGUGUCGGCGGCGUACAGCGACAGCGGGGACUCGCUGGGCGCCCGCUCCGUCGACAACGCCACCCCGCCCAUGCACUUCCUCACCCCUCACGUGGAGAUAUCCAUGGCGGACGCCCCUGCGUCGUUCUCCGCGGCGUGCGACCCGGGGAGUGCGACGGCGCCCCAGUCGAGCUCCGGGGACCCGCCCCCGCAGCAGCCCCUGAACGGGGACUGCCCGAGCUCCCCGAACUCGGGCGACUCCAGCUCGAACGCUCCGUCCAGCAGCCUCGCCGCCGGCCGGCCCCUGCAAGCGGACCACGACGCCCCCGCCGUCGUCACCCCCUCCAUAUCCCUGAUCCCCAUCAAGCAGGAGCUGGUGCCGGAGGAGAGGCCCCGCUCCGGCGGGCCCGUCAACCUGUCGACCGGCCGCGGCUGUGCGGACGCUGCCGGCGGCAUCCAGUUCCAGUCGGCCACCUCCAGCAGCCUGUCCACGCUCAUCAAGGUGUCCCCUCUGAAGUCUCUGCUACGGGACGACCUGAAGCGCAAGAUCACCCAGAACCACACGGUGACGUCCCGCGGCCGUCCCAGCUCCGGCUCGCCCCGGCCCGAGAGCUCGUUCAGCAUCCAGCCCGUCGUCGCGACGACCACCAACGGCGCGAUAACCUCGACGGGGCCCGAGCAGCCCCUCGACUCGACUGCGUGGCAGCCGCCCAAGAGGGUGGUCCCCUCGCUGCAGUGCGCCUUCUGCGGCAUCGCGUUCCCCGACCAGACCCUCUACUUCCUGCACAAGGGCUGCCACUCCGACAGCAACCCCUGGAAGUGCAACAUCUGCGGGGAGCAGUGCUCGAACGUUUACGAGUUCAACUCCCACCUGCUCAGUAAGACGCACCAGUAGCUUCGUCGCUCGUACCGUAUUUAUUUUGUUUACGUGUCUGAGAUUUUAAGACUGCUAUAUUUAGCAAGUAAUUUUUAUAGAUGUUUAAUUUUAUUUUUGUAGUUUUAAGUACAUAUUUUAUUUAUUUAAAGAAAUGUUUAAUUUUUUUAAAGGGGUGUAUCUUCAGCUCAAGAUCUGGUAAUUCCCUUUACACAACUUACUAUUAAUACUUAUUUCACUACACUUGUUACCAGAGGCAUACCUAGUGGGAGAAAUGGGAGGGGGGGGGGGGUAGAAUACCUUAACCCAAAAUCCGAAGAAAUUCUAAAAUAUCAUUCGCACCAACAAAAAAGAAAGAAUUUGGAAGCAAAUAGCAGGCAGAGGUUCAAUACCCUUCCCCCUUCCCGCCAUAUGGAAUUCUGCAUAGGUUUUUGUAUGUCAUUCUUCAUAAUAAAAAAAAAAUUGGCAAUUAACAUUUCUAAUACAAACAGUUAUGUUUUUGAAUUUUUGGCUUUUAGCAGAAGUAUUGAAACUGGUAAAAAUCACAAACCACAGCAGAAUUACCUAUUUUGUUGUAGCAUACCAUUACAUUUAUUUAUUCACAUAUGUGAAGUCAUUUUGAUAUUUAUAGCUGUCAGUAAAUCUCUGACAAUGUUGGAACAACGAGCAGGGUAAGGGGAACAGGGAAGGGCUUAUAAAGUCCCCAGUUGUGGCCGCAUGUGGCAAGGAAAGACGUGUGUGUGCUGCUUCAUCUCCUGGCCCAACCCACUUCUUGUUUGCUUCGGUGAGAGCCACCCGGCUCCUGUUCCAAGUCAAGGAAAAGGCAAAAGGCAUUUCUCGAGAUUGUCAGGCGCACGUGGUUGCUAGAUUAGUGGGUCAGCUGUCUCGCCGGCAAGCUAUCAAUAUCAUCUGUCUCGUGUUCGUGGCAAAGUUCUUUUGUUUUAUUUCACGGGAAAGUGAACACUAGAGGUACUCUUUUAAAACAAAAUAAAUAUUUAUUUACCUUUGCGUAAUCCCAGCACCUUAUGUUUUGGGUGAAAAAUGAUUAAAACUGUAGCAUGGGCAGUGUUAGUGAAUGAGUGCAAUCACGAGUACACCAAUCCCUCACUUAGCACGACUAAUUCGUUCCUAAAAAUGUUCGUGUUAAUCGAAAUCGCGUAUUCUGAAGCAUUAGUCCCCAUAAAUAUAAGGCUAAAUUAUUUAAUGUGUUCCAAGAUGUGUAGGGAAGUAAUCUUUACAUAAUAUAAAUGCGUAGAAUAAUACUUGAAAAUGCAUAUGUCAUAUCAUUUAUCUUUUUAAGCCUACCACCGAAUACGUUAGAUAAAGAAAACAUGGCACAGUGUAACGGGAGAUAAGUGGUAACAUAUUUACAGUCAGUCAGCAGAUUGGCUUGCCCGCCCAGGCGUGACCUUCAACACGCGCGCGCGUCUGUCUGCCUGCUGUUGCAAGCAGCUGGAUCCUUUGUUAUUACGUUUAAAACUUAACAAAAUUAAAACACUUUUAUGAAAUUAAGAACCGGUUUUAUAUAACUUUAAAAAACACAGCCAUAUGUAAACAUUUAAUUUGUUAUGCACACCUCUUAUAAAAGCGGCUAUGUAAACAAAUCAGUUAACAGAUAAACAGUUAGAUUUUCCCUAGAGCACAAACAUAACAUUAAAAUACGGGUACACUCCCUAUUUAACGCGGUUGUCGGGGGACAUAACUUUUACCCGCGUUGUUGCAUAACCGCGAUGUUGUGUUCUAAUAGGUCGGCAAGCACGCACAGUAUAGACGGCCCGCCUUUGUGCGGACUUUGCAUCCGCAGUUUCCACUAAACACGGGUGAAAAAAUAAAAAUAAUAAAUUUUAAAGAUAAAUAUUAAAUGUUGAAUUGUUUUUAUUUUUCCGCGUGCCGCGCACAGUUUGUCGCACGGCCUACGAGCGCGCCACACGCCGCCAUACACAUGUGCGGCACACAAGCUGCUGCUGCCAGUCUCGUGGUGUUAGCCACAGUAUCUGCUUCGUCAGUGUCCGUAACAAAGUAAGUGCAGUGUGUGCGGUUACACACGAUUCUGUGGUCAAAGUCUUCUAAAAAGAAAGGCCGUAGUGAUACUUCAAACCGAAUAUGAAUCGCAAAGUACCGAGUUUGAUUGACAAAAUAAAAAUUCUAGAUUUACUUACAGAUAGCUUGUCUUUUGUAGAAGCAGGCCGCAGAUACAGGAAAAAAACGAUUCUAGCAUUCGUACAAUAAAAAAUAAAGAAUCGUCUAUCGAGUCAAGUGGUUAAACUUUAUUAUCCAUGCUUACAUUAAAUUAUAAAUGGUCACAUGUGGGAAACAAAAAUUGCGCCAAUUUAAUUUUAGCGCAAUCAGUGACGCCGUAUUAAAAACCGUGUUAAACUUUGUCUUUACUUAUUUCACCAAACGCUGUGUCGAGUUGCUGAGUGUGUGUGGCUCGGAUCGGCAAGUGUUAUAUUCACCAGCCUCUGUUUAAAGGUCGGGAGACCGCUACACAUAAACAUUUACGGGACUUGUUUACUACCUCACGGCAAAAGUGGUACAGGAUGGUUCACGUAAAUAUUGGACCACUGGGAAUUCCUGGGCAAAGAUUAAAAAUACGCUAGCCGAUUUACUUUACUAUUUAAUGUUAAAACAUUAUACCAAAGUAAAAAUAUGAACUUGUAUAAUACAAUGAAUUACCCAAUAAUAUUACGUCUGUAGGUUUAAGUUGUAACAAAACAUUUAUAUACAGAUGUCCAGUAAAGUACCAAUUAAGAUUCUGGAGUGGAAUUUUAAACACCGGACUACCUGAUUUUGCCUUGUACGCAUCGACGCUGCUCAGUCAAGUGACUCAUGCUCUGCCUGUGUGCUGCGUGAACACAUUCCCUCCCCCACUCCCCCUCUAGUUUCUGCCCGCUCUAAUCUCUACCUCUCUCCAUGUUCUCGGCUAGCCUCUCCCUACCCAGCGCUUGCCGACAACCAAGUCUAUCCAACAUCAAUCCCUAGCCGAGUCACGCUGGACAAUGUCGCUGGAUGGUGGGCUUUAUCAGGUCCCCUGUCCGAUGCUUCAUUUGUGAGAUAAAGCGACGUUAAGAACUAGUGUUUCAGAAAAUAUCACUGGGCUGGAUUGGACCAUAAUUUGAAAACCCUACAAGAUAGAUGAAUAAUGUACGGAGAUAUCUUGUUUAAAAUUUUACUGCGGACAUUUUCUACGCCUAGGCUUUUUUCUGCCCGAUGCUUAGUUUGUUAGUUACAACGCAAAAUUAUCCUAAUCGGCUGUCAACCAUUUAUUCCAUUAUUAUUAUUAAUUUCUGACUGGGGGACAUGGUUUGACCCGCGAUAUACCCGAUUCUGCGAUAUGUACAUAUACAAAACAUAAAAGUUAGUUAAAUAUUUUCUGGGGUGAAAUUAACACUAUCAUCUUGCUUUUUUUAAAAAAAACGUGUCCAAUUUCAUCUGCUUUGGUUUCUGUACGGUACGGCCUGGUCUGCAGCCGGGCAUCAACGGUAGGGCCUGGUCUGCGGCCGGGCAUCAACAGUACGGCCCGGUGUUUGUUUAUCUGCGUGCGCAUCUCUUUCCCCUCGCAUUCCAAACCACUCUUCCCCCCUUGAAUUCCAUACCUGACGUUGUGUCGUUUCCGAGAUUUUUUUUAGCCUGUGGCGAUUUCGUGCUAACUGAAAUUUACAGACGUGCUAUUCGAGACUAGGGCAGUAAAAUUUACAUCGUGCUAACUGAAUUCGCAUUAGUUGAAGACGUGCUAUGCGAGGGAUUGGUGUACUGAUUUUCUUUGCAAUAAUGCAUGGUUCGCUGUCAGAAAAAGUGGUCUAUAGCAUUUUUUAUUUUGCUAUCACAUACUCCAAAACUUAAUAACUCCUUAAUAUAUCUCUCUGGCCACAGAGGGAUAGAAAAGCCUGAACAAACAUAAAAAAAAAUAUAUGUAAAAAAACAUAAGCAAAAAUGGAAAUACUAUAAAUUCUUUCCCCUCCCACUCCUGUUCAAGGAAACAUUAUGUUAUUUUAAUUCUCUGGAAUUUACUUCUUUCCUGGAGGAUAUGCCCCUGGAAAAUACACCACUUGGCAUGUUUGUACCACUAAUGUCAAUGUGGGAUUCUAAAUCUAUUGUACUGUGAAAGCUCAAUCAAGGUAUAUUUAUUUUUGGUUUUGUUUCUUGUAAUAUUGUAACGAGGUUGUGAGUGAACAUUCCAAUAAUUUAUUUAUAUUAUUUUUAAUUCUGUGAGUGAAUUGUCUUUCUUUUACUAUAAUUGUAGCAAUGUUGAGUUUGGUGUGAUACAUCUAUUAUAUCUUCACCAAAUUCGAGUGAUAUACUUAUAAUUUCCUGCACAUCAUUAAACUGUAUUCAGUUUCUGGUGGAACACAACUCGCAUGUUUGAGGAAGGAAAAGUUUUUUUUUUUAUGCCAAUUGAUUCUCUUUUUUAUAUGUUAUAAACAUUUUGCAUAUCUCUACAUGCCUGUGAAUUGAAUUUUUUAGGAGCUCCCCUGCCUAGAGAUUGUCAUCGCUUUCGAGGCCCAGUAGCAAGAUAGCUUUUAUUGUGACACCAGUACGUGCACUGUAAAUUCAAUAGUCUCUGUGCAAGAGACUGAACCGGUACGUGGUACUGUCAUUGUGCUGCAUGUAGUUUUUGACUUCAGCGUUGGACCCAACGAUUCUAUACAUGUGACCCCGGUAAAGAAGUUUGAUAUGCACUAUGAUACAGCGGAAGGAUUUAAUCCGACAUGUUAUGGUUUGGGACAUCGUGCAAUCCAACACAAAUCCAUCUGCAAAUGUUAAGAUUUUGACAUGAAUUUCUGACAGGAAUAUGAAUGUCUUUAAUCUCGGGUUGGGUGUCACUUUGGCUGAGGAUUCGACGCAGGUUAAUACUCGUAAACUAUGAGAGCUACAGAGUUGAAGUAAAUGUUUUAUUAGUAGAGCAGACUUUGCUCGUGGUGGUUGUAUCACUCACUCGAUUAACAUUUGCAGUGAUGAGUUGAACUGAAGUCAGUGAGAGCUGUGACUCCGAAAGUAAUAGAUCAAUUUGCGUGAUUCAAACUUUAAGUUGCUCGUGAGUGAGCACUGAGUGGUGCUAGUAAAGUGGAAUAACUAUAAAGUUACUAACUUUGGUUUUGAAGCCAUUGAUUGCAAAAUGCUUAAGUGAAAAAUUGCUAAGUUGGAAAAAAGAAAGAAAACGAGUAAAAACGUCCAAGCAGAAGCAAUUAAAAAUGCAGAGAAGUAUCGUAGGUAUCGAAUGAGGCAAAAAGUAGCUGAGAGAAAUUAGCUUUUGGGACAAAACAAACCCCUGAAUGAGGCACAAAAUUUGCGCUGGAGCGAGCUUCAGCCGUCUACCUUGCGAGAAGCGACGGGGAAUGCAGAAAAUUGUUUGGUAAUGAAGUAGAUAUGCUCUCUGAUGAUUUUGAUGUUUAAAUGGUCAGUUGAGCCAGUGGUUAUGAACGAUGGGCCUAGUUCAUCGUGGUUUGGUGACAAUUUUUCUGGUGUGGCCACCCGACCGUCAAUUAAGACGUUCGUUGAAUUCACGUCAAAAAUAUGGCAACAUUAGUUUUGUUAAAUAAUUUCAUUUAUUUCAUACUCAACAUUCCAGUUCAGUACUAUUUUUUUUGGGUGGGUUUCUCGGCUGUUCACCUUGGCCAUCAGUUUGCAUUACUGUGCUGCCGGCAUUUUUAGUUCUUUACUGUCGGUUUUCAUUUCAGUACAGCAUUUCCUGUUGUCUAUUAGGUUACAUUUCACAAUUCUUACUUGCAAAUUUUGGCUUCUCGUUAAAACUUUUUUGACGUUAAAUAAUCAUGCAAAAAAAAAUUAACACGGUUUGGCUUUGUUCCUAAAAUUCCUGUAUUAAAGACUAUUCACUGAGUUUAAGUGUUCUAGAAACUCAGUUUAUUGAAAAUAAGUUGUAGAUACAAUAUCCAACGUAAACACACAUUACAAAUCUAAUAACCAUUUUGUUUACAGCAAAACAACAACAAAAAAAAUUAACCGAAAAACAUUAGGCUAACUAUUUAACUGCGGUAAAGUCAGGAGCAACAAAAGUAGACUAAGCUUACAGUUGUCAAUAGAUACGUUUUCUUACAUUGUGACGAAUUGAGUGAAGGUCGGAUAAACUGGACAUUAUUCUACUCACAAAAUCACAUUUAGGGCCUGGAAAAAUUAGCAUCUAUUUAUUACAUAAUUAGCAUUUAUGAUGUUGAAAAUUAGCAUCUAUUUUCCAGAAAUUAGCAUCUAUUUUUGAGAAAUUUGCAUAAGAUAUUAAAGUUACAUAACAAUACAAGAAGUUGUAAUAGUGUUUAUACCCAUUAUGACGAAUUUUAACACAAACCAAAAUCAUUAAACGGUAUUUGUAAACAAACGUUUGACCACUAGUAAUUUCAGAUGGAAACAAACUGACGAUUCGAGUUGACCAACUUCAGUACGCUAAAUGUGCACCACAAAAUGUAUGAUUUGUCCCUAUGUAAAAUAUUGAUCAGAAAAAAAAUUUGAAGACUAAAGUGAUUAUCAACGAAUGUAAAAAACCGCGUACUAAAAUAUUUGUAGUAGUUUUCAGCAUUUAAAAUAUUUUCAUUUUUAUCUUUGCAAGUUCACUACGAUCCCGUCAACGAUCUAGAUAUUUUCUAGGUUGUUGGUUUCCGUGAUGCGCUUCCCGGGAAAUUUUGUUUUGUUAGGUUAGAUACUCUUCAUGAACAGGCAACACACGAUGCAAUGGCGAACGUAGGCGAACGUGAUGUGAUCUAACAAAACAAAAUAACUGCGUCGAUAAGUAGUGUGAACAUUCUUUUCUAAACAACAUUCAACGGUAUCUUGAGUAAAUCGUAAAGAAUAAAUUUACAAAAUUACUUAUUCUAUACUAUCAUGCGUGAUAUUUGGUUAAGGAAUGUUUUAUAAAUAAAGGUUAGGAUUCGGAUUUUAUUCCUUCAACAAGCCUUGUCAGAAGCUAUUGUUUACGGUAAUUGUGUUAUGGUGGCUAUUUUCAAAAAAAAUACUUUGAGGAAUGUGUGUUCAAGCCAUUUUGUUGCAUUCUAUAGUGGUUUUUCGCCCGAUAAUGGCAAUUUUACCGCGAUUUCGCAAAUAUAGCAUUUAUAACAACAAUUAGUAAAAAAUCGCAUCUAACCUCAAAAUUCGCAAAAAAAUCGCAUCUAUCGCAAAUUGCGAAUUUUUCCGGCCCCUACACAUUGCUAAUGCGAAAGAAACAUACACAUAUGUAGGCCUGCGUAACCAUUCUUAAAUGCUAUCAAAGUGAGAUUAUAUAGCUAAAUGUUCAGUGGUUUUAAAAUUGUGUGUACUUUCUUUAGCUCUAUAAGCCCUUUCUUGCUUGAGGCAGACAAGUCCCUAAUCUAAAUAAAAGGAAAGCCAUAUCGCUUGCCUAAGUUGUGAGUAAUCAGAGGAAGAGUAAUCUGCAUUAAAUUGACAUUAAAGGGCACACAUGCACUUAAAACAAGUUUGACAUAUAUAUAUAUAUAUAUAUAUAUUAAUAUUCUUAAGAUUUUUCCUUGCCUUGUUUCAUAUUUAAUAUUGAUAAUUAAUUUCCUUGUAAUUUUAUGACCAUAUAUGUAUGCUUUAUAUUUUCGUAAAAUAAUGGUUAUUUUAUUUUGAAGAAAGGAUGCAUCUAUGAUACUGAGUAUUUAAUGUAUGUAUAGUAUAUACAGGUUGUCCUAUAAAAAAUGUACUUAUGCCAUAUAUAUUUAUAUUUGUUUAUCAACAUAAGAUUAAUUUUUAGUUUUAAUUGAACAGUACAGUAAAUGAAAGUAAAAAAAAAGUGGAAACAAAACCACUGUAAUUCCAUCUGGAUUUUUUUUCCACAUUAUGUAUUGUCAUUCCAAGUGUUAAGUACUUUUUUUUGGGACAUUAAGUAGAUUUAAAUAUUUGGUCCCUUUUCAAUCUAAGUUAAAUUUUAUGUGCUAAACUUUGUUUUAAUUGAUUUUUUUCUUUUGUACAAGUUAUUUUGCACAAUGCCAGGUAUUCCAAAACAUUAUUUUAUUCAAGAAGAAUUUGUUUUGGCUAUGCAUGUUUAAAGUAAUGCUACCUUCAGAAAUGUUUGUGGGAAGAACUACUGAUCGUGAUCACAUUGCCACAUCCAUAUUCAACAAAAUAUGCCUUUAAAGAGAUUUAAAAAAAAAAAUCAGGAGAGCUGAGAUCACCAGUAUGAAAAUCAUGUACAAAUAAAGUUUGGAAUUUUGGAAGUUAAACUUUAAGGUAUGUGUUGAACUUUUAAUUCUGUGAAUUAGUAAUUCAGAUUGGUUCUUCUUUUUCACAUUUAUGUGAAUCAGAACAAUAUAUGUAUGUAAUAUCGGGUUAGCAAAACUUUGUUAAUCUGCAUUGUGGUAUAGUGGAGUCAUAGUUGGCAUUGGAAAUGCAGGAUAAGCAAUUUUUAGAAAGUGUCUCUUGAAAUAUCCCCAAAUAUGUCAAAAUGUGAAAUGUCACCAAAUGUGUUGAACAGAAAUGGAAAAAGUCUUUGUGAGACAGCUAUUAUUUGUGGAAUGUAGAACUGUGAUCAGGAUGUGCCUGCUUUAUUUAAAAAAUAAAUUUUAAUAGUUGAAACUAUAUUACUGUUCCAUAACUUUGAAGAAAGGUACACAUUUUUCUAUGUAUUGCAUCAUUUAAUGAUGCUUUACAAUCAUCACACAUUCCAUUCUUGCAUUUAAUGGGUAUACUAUGCCAAAAAUAUGUAAUUUUUUUUUUUUUACAUAUAUUUAAAGUGGAUGAGAGUUUUCACAUUUAACACAUAGGAUACAUUUAGUGUAAUAAUUUGUGUGGGUUGUGGUAAUCAUUUUUUUUGUGAUAGUGGAUAUGCAGCUUAAGUAUAAAGUACAUGUAUUUAUAAAAUUAAUUGUGUAAAUAGAUUUGUAUUUUUGUUUAUAACUUUAUAGUGCUUACAGAAGCACACAUUAUUUAUGUUGUAAAUAACAAUAUUUUACACCAAUUUGUUAAUUAUUUUUAGAUUUUUUUUUUAAGUGCAUGGUGAAAUUUUUCUUGGAUAAAUUUCUGGCACACUGAUGUAUUUAUUGGUAAUAUUAAUAUCACUAAUAUAAUAAUAUUUUGUAGCUAAAGUUGUUUUACCAACUGUGCUUAGGCUACUAAAAUAAUGAAAGAUAAAAACUGAAAGGUUUAGUUGAAGAUAAUGCUUUAUUCUUCAUUUUAGUCAUUACUUUUCAUAGAUAAAUAAUUUCAUUCAUUUUUAAAAUAGGAAAGUUUUUCAUGGGAAUUUUAGAUCUGUGUUAAUAUUAAAACAAAUUUGAUACAAAGGUCAGAUUGAAAACAUGGAGUGGAAUAUAGUUGUCAUUAUGUGUGUACUAUUUUGUAAUAGGUGGACAUAGACUUGAAACCCCCUAUUCAAAUCAAGUGAAUAGCUUCAGAUCGACUUAAAGCCCAGUUCAUUGUUCUUGAUGGGGUGAAUCUUGGCAGUAUUUUCUUAAAAUUGGGUACAAUUUUGAUUCAAGAUGUUUUUUUUUUGGGACAUGUGCCAUUGCUGGUUAUGCUGUAUGUCAUCCUCAUAAGACCUCGAUAACGGACAGAAAAAAUGAAUUUACAAAAAAUAUGAACAUGUAAACACACAGAAAAGAAGCUGAAAUCACCCAAUUUCAAUUAAAUUAAAAACAAAAACAGCACAGAAAAUUCCUUGGAAGGCAUUAGUCAGAAAAAUUAUAAUAGCACAGACGGACACAGUGGGCAACGAUGAGACAGUAGCAACAAGAACAGUAAAUAAAGACAAGAAAUGACAUUGGAAAAUACAGCUACAAACAAACGAAACCAACUUAAAAGGUUCUUAAUACUUGUGAUACUUAAUAGAUUAUAUGGGCAACACAAGGACAACACAUACGCACAGGCGAAACCAGUGAUGUGAAAAAACAGAUAUUCUGAACACCACAAUGUUGAGAUCACACACGAACACAGCAGGUGUCCUCUAAGACAACAGUUGUGAAGUUUUGGGAACCGAGAUCUGUUUCCGUCCUCAGGCACAAACAGACUGUAUAUUCAUGUUUUUUUGCCUGUUUUUGAGGGUUUUUUUUAAUGACAUAUAGUGUAACAAGCAAUGGCUUACAUCCAAAAUAACAUCUGGAAUCAAUAUUUCCUCCUUUGCAAGAACCAUUUAAAGGAAAUUUGUACAUUUUGUCACGUACAACUAUCUUGCAAACACUUUACAUUUGAACUAAAGCUGUACCAAUUCACAAAAUUUUGCUGAUACGCCGAUACACUUGUUGCUGAUUCACCGAUUCUGAACCGAUACAGAAGAAAACACAUUUUGGUUAAAGUCUUUUAAUAAAUGUAUUGCAUCAUUCUAAGAAAAGCAUGCAAUACAAAUGAACAUGUAUUUUAGUUUAUAAAUGGAUCAUAACAUCUUUUUUUUUAAACUCUUAUUUUUAGCUUGUUUUCAUUUGUUGAUUGAUGACCCGUAAGUUACUUAUUGAAUAAAGAAUUUUCUUAUGGCGGCUGCAAAAUGUAAUUAUUUAAUACUUAAUCAUAUAAAAUAAAAUAAUUUAAUAGGUAACUAUGAAAAGUAUUGAUUCACAAAAUAUGAAGUUUAAAAAAAUGAAUUUAAAAUGUGCAAAAUUGCGAGACUUUGAACAUGUUUACAAUUCAAGAACAGGAAUUCCAAUACCAUCUAAACAUGUGCGGCGGUGAAAAUUUACUGUACCAUACAUUUUUAUGGAAAUACAUUUUUAUGGAAAUACAUUUCUAGUGGUCGCUUUGCACGGGAAACAGUAUAAGUAAUUUACGUUAUGUGAAGUCCUAUAUUAUUUGGUUAUUAUUUUUUUUAUUCAAUUCUAAAAACUAUCAUAAGUUAAUUAAAAAAGUCUCAGUCACUGUAUUACGAACAUUUCUUUGCAGUGCAAGCAUUUGGUAUUUUCCGUUGUUUGUAGUGGUAGCCAUGCAUUAAAUAAAGCAAGUUUUUGUUUUCUAACAUUACCGUGCUGUUGAUAUAUUUAUUUACGAUGUAUUAGAUUCAAGAACGUUAUUAAAACAAAGGAUGUUUAAGUUUGAUAUGUAUGGCUGGCAAAUGUAGCUAAGAAAUGAUGCUCAAAGUAUUUAGUACCUAGUAUUAAAAGUGAAAAGGGUGCUGGUCAAUUUUUGGGUUAUGACAGGCACUUUCAUUUUUCAGUAAUUUUGACCAAAAAUUAAUAAGCAUAUCGUGAAUCAGCAGAAACGUAGAUUCAACUAAAUAUAGGCAAAAUUGACAUCUGCCGAUUCGUAUUGGUACAGCUCUAGUUGAAACCUCGUGUUUACAUUCUCACUAUUUAAACAAUUUUUUGAAGUACAUUUUAUAUUUCAUUAUUACUUUGUCCAGAAAACGUAUGUCUUGCUAGUGUUUACAUUUAAAAACACUGGGAUUAAGCCAUUUUUGAAUGAAAGUCUUGCAGUAUACUGUAUAUUUGUAACAGAAAAAAAAGAAUUGAAAAUAUCAAUGUUCAGUACAAAUUUAGCUCCACAAAAGUGUUGAAUCUUUGAUUAUCUAGUCAAAAUGCAGGAUGGCUCUACUCUUGUUUAUAAAAGAUGCUAAUAUGUACUAGGCCUAUGCAAAUACUAGUUUCAUGAUGUAAAGCAAAUAUCAAAUUGAAUUUUAAAAAUAAGUCGAAUCAUGAAUAUUCUUCUCCACUUAUUUUAUAAAAUACAGGAUUUAAGAAAAAAAAAAUCAUUUAAAAUUUUAAUGUUUGAAUUCAAGUGUAUUCAAGUAAUUUUUGAAUUGACUAACCAAUUGGGCCCUAUGCAUAACAUCAUUCAAUUAAAAUUAUAAAAUAACCAUGCAUAAUGUUAAUAUUGAGCAUUCAAUAAAGCAAAGAAGUGCCACCUUUUGAUUUUUUUUUAAGUAUACCAACUUUAUUUAUGUGAAACAAAUGCAAAUAAAACUAAAUAUUAAAUAUUUUUAUAAGGCUUCCAAUAUUUGAAAGCUUUGCAACACAUGUGAAGCUUCACAUCAGAUGUGAAACUUUGCAUCACAACCUCACUCCAAAUAAAAUGAAUAGCAAAUUUCCUGGCGAAGUCAAAUUAAAUAUAAAAAAGAUAUUUGAAUAAUUUGCUUAGCCAAAGCUUUGCACAGGCCUAUUAUGUAUGGUCAUGUGCUUUAAUCCUUCAUUAUUCAGUUCGCCACAUUCUUUUGUCUGGCAAUGAUCAAGUUGCUAUUGUUUGGAUUUUUCCAGGUGAAUUCUGACAUUCAUUGUCCUUGAUAGUGGAGAUUUUUCUAAACAGUAACACAUGUGUAUUUCCUUUGUCGGAAGGUAGCUUAUGAAACUUGUUAAUAUAUCGUACUGUCUAUGAACUUAAAAUAUUUAAUAUCAUAUUUAUAAUAUUAUUUUAUGCAAGAUAAAAUAAAAAAAAAUGUAUUAGUAAUUUUCUUCUUGCAUUAUUAAUUAUUUACCCGUAGUAUUAUAAAAUAAUCAAUUUUAAUACUCUACAAUUUAUUUCAAAAAGCCUUUGCAACUAUUUGAGUUUGACUCCACUUUUAAGGACUUGACUAAAAAAUAAUCAUGACUGGAUUCGACUCAACACUUAAGGUAUAAUUACUGAAUUUGGCUUUACUUGAUUGAAAAAUUUGCACUCUUGUCCAUCUGAAACAUUUUGAUAUACUUGUUAAGUAUGCAUCAAGGUGCGCCAGCAAACUUUGACACAAGGUUGUCCACAUUCUGGAAAAUCAGGGAAUUUGAAAGUGUUCAGUGAAAGUCAGGUAAAUUAGUUGAAAUCCUGGAGAAGUUAUGAAAAUUCCCCCCCCCCCCCCACCCCCACCCCCCCACCCCCCUCCCGUGAUAGAAAUUUGAGGGGAAAAUAUCAUGCACCAGUCUGGCAUCACUCAGACUUUGAAAGCAUUUUUUUUGACGGUGUUUUAUUGCAUAGUCAUAAACACUGUAAAAUUGCAUAUCUAAGGUUUUGUUUGAACUGGGGCAGCUAUCUGGAUUGUGGAGACAGGAUUUUCUUUAUAACUUUCAAAAGAUUGCAAAAUUGAUAAAAAAAUUUUUAAAAAAACCAGUCAGAAAAUGGGGUAACUUUGGUCAUGGAAAGUCAGAGAAAUUUUAUUCCUAAUUUGUGCAGAUAGCCUGCAUGACAUUUGAAUAUUUUUAUAAAAGUAAUAAAAUAAAUAAAGAUGGGUUCAUGAGUGACUAUUUGGCUGCUAUGUGAAGCUGCGUUGGUUUUGUUUAUUAAUUAUUAUAUUGCAAUAAUCACAGUACCGUAUCUUGAAAAGUGCUUUUAAUAACUGGAAUGAUUGUUAUGAUUUUAAUUUUUCAGUUCAAGUUUUUAACAUAAAAGCUAUGUAGUAGAUGGACCUAUCAUCACUUUAAAAUACCUUUGUCUUAUCAGACCUUUCCUAGAUUUUUGUAAUAGAAAAAAAGGGCGUAUGUGCUUAUGUACAUGCGUUAGAAGUAAUUCUUCUAUGGUCUUACUAAAAUAUUAACCUCAAAAAUUUUAGAAUGCAUACUAGGACACUAAUUAUAUGUUGGUAUAUUAGUAUGUUUUUGCUUAAAUGUCUUGGAUCAGGUUGUAAAUACUUUCUACAAGCAAACCUUAACCUUAAUGAUCUUUGAGCUUUAAAAAUAAAAAUUUCAUCACCAAAUACUUUCAUUCAACAUGGCGUUGAAUAAAUGUAACAAUUAAUUUAUUGAGCCUCUACAGUAUGAUAUAUCUUGCUUUAGAUGUAAGUAGUACAGGAUUAUCUUAAUUUGAAUGCCAGCAUCUUAUGUAUUUUUUAAGUUACCAUUAUUUCUUGUUAUAACUAUAAAUUAUGACAAAGUAUUACAGGUUAGUUUUACUAUCCAUUAGCUGUGUAUGUCCUGCGAUGUUCACAAAAGCAAUAUAUAUUGAUGAAUUAUACCAAUCUGCCAUCUUUUCGAGAUUUUUGCCUCUAAAGAAGUAUGACUUUAAAUAACUGGUAUAAAGUACUUUCAGGCUUUUACAGCCAUGUCGUGGUUAGUUACUUACUAAGUUGAGGGAAAGCCUAUCUUAGUGCCUCAAAACUAUUUGUAGUUUGUCGGCAUCUUUUAUAGUGGCGGAAAUUGUGUUGUAGUUGACCAGUUAGUGUAGAUUGACGCAACAGGAUGAAAGGAAGUAAAUUCUGUACCAACUUUGUUGUACUUAAAAAUUUUAUAUUUGCUGUGCAUUUGUGAAAUUAUAUAUUCAUGUCAACUAUAUUUUCUUGAAAGUGAUGAUAUAAUUGCUGUGAUUUUAUUUUAUGCUGAUUCAGAGACUAUAUAUGUAUGUAUUUCAGACUAAGGUUUAUAGUGUAAUGUUAAAUUAAACUUUGCACAUUCAGCAUAUAUUGCAGAAGUUAAGAAGUACUUUUUCGUGUAUAGGUGAAGAACGUGAACAUAUUUUAGUUUUUUGGUAAAUGAUCUGCUUUCCUUGUCUUAAACUUCCAAAAUAAGUUGACCAACACUAAAAAAAGUAAAGUGUUUAUUUUAAAAUUCUUGUGAUUUAUUAUAGGUUUUUAGCAAGUCUUUUUUUAAUCACAAAACUAAGUCAAAGCUAAGAUUACAUGAUGCAAUGUUCAUGCAAAAAGCAUGCAAAAUGCCAAACUCCCAUGCUAGCUCUUAGAAAAUAUUUCAGAACUUCCCAUACAAGGCUAAAUCUUUUGAAAAAUAGUAUGUUGCACUAUGUUUAGUCGCAAAGCCGUGCCUCUUACAAUGAACAAGUGAUCGUUUUGGUCCUUCUAUCCUGGUCACGUGACAGGACACCUAAGAUUCACACCAGUCCAUUCUGAUGCUGGGUUUGUGCAUGUUCGCCUUUUUUUCUCCUUGGUUUUUUCCCCUCCCUCUGUUUAACUGAUUACCUAAAAUUAACACGUCAUCGUUUUUAAUUUUAAGUUGUAAUGUGUAAUGUAAUAAGUAAUGUGUUGUAUUUAAUUAGAAGGUUUAUAUCUCUUAAGUCUAUGAAAGACAUCAAAAUCCUUCCAGCAUAUUUUUUAUUUUACACGAUGACAAUAAAAGAGUGUCCCAUUUUCAGUGGUAAAUUAUAACAGUUUAAUUUAGACUAUUAACAAAAAAUCAUACAUCUAAAUUGAAGGUAAGCUAACCUAGUUUUUUAUACAAAUGUUCAAAUGUGCACCUUUAUUUAGGUAUAUGGCACACAUCCAACAAAGUCCAAUUCUUCCCACACUUUGGUUAACUCGCCCAGAGUAAUGGAAACAAUAAUAGCCUCUUCAAUUCUGUGUCUCAACUCUGGCAAACCGUUAGGUAGCAGCGAACGUAGGCAGCUGGAUACAAUCUUUUAUAUAGCCCCAAAGGAAAAAGUCACAUGUCGUGUCAGGUGAAUCUGGAGGCCAGCGAUAGAGAGCUCUGUCGUCGCGACCAGUACGACCAAUCGAACGGUCAGGAACUUCGACGUUCAACCUCUCUCGUACAAAGAGAUUACAAUCUGGAGGGGCUCCAUUCUGUUGCCAAAUAAAGUAUACAUGUUCACCCUCUACUAAUUGGGGAAAGAGCCAUUCUUUCGUGCUGAAAGCGAGAAAACGACAAAGUAGUAUUCGGGCAUGCGCCGAUCUAAAACAUUUUGAGUUACUCUUUAAUUGUGACCUUGAACCAACACACUGCAUCCUUACAGUAGAUAUUAUUAAAAGUUUAAAAGUUAUAUGGGGACAUUCUUUUAUGGACAUUAUUUAGGUGUUACCGAAGUUUCACGAGCGAGCGGUGAACUUCGGUAAACUUAGAAACUUGUCAGAUUACAUAAUGGACAGGUGUGAACCUUAGGCUGCCCAUCAGGUGACUGCCUUGCACACGAAACAUAGAGGUAAGAAUCGUGCAUUCUGUAUCUAGCAGUGCAUUGAGAAAUUUGGUGAAAUUAAGAUUCAGGUUCAAGAUACAAAAUGAAGUGGAGUUCAUAUAUUAAGAACCAAAUUUUUGAAUGUGCGAAAGAAAUUUUUUUUUCUUUUCCCCAAUACAUGUUGCAUACUUAACAUAAUAAAUAAAACUUAAAAAGAAAUAAUUAAUUGGACACAAACAUUUUUUAUCACUUUGGAUUUGAAGCAAACUCUGUUGACAUUUUCGCAAAUGGUAACUUGCUUGUGCAAAUGUGUGCGUGUGUGUAGGCAUGUGGGAAACUUCGACAAAGUCAAUCAAUCGAAGCUCUUUAAUAUUUGAUUUGACUUUGCCAGGAAAUUUGCUAUUCGUUUUAUUUGAAGCUUCGGUUGUAAUUAAAAGUUUCGCAUCUUAUGUGAAGCUUCGCAUUUGUUGCUUUUUGUAUUUUGUAUGUUUUACUUGUGUGAAGUUGGUUUCUUAAAAAUAUAAAAAGGGGGUUUUCUGUUUGCGUUUAUGAAUGCUCAAUAUUAAUACUAUGCAUGGUUAUUUUAUAAUUUUUAUUGAAUGAUGUUAUCUGUAGGGCCUAAUUGGUUAAUCACUAAUCAGUUCAAACACUACGAAUGUUAAUGAUUAUUUUUUUUACUUCAAUCCUGUAUUUUAUAAAAUAAGUGUAAUACAGCUUUACAGAGAACAAUAUUCCCAAUUUGAUUUCUUUGCAAAUAUUUGAAAUGUUUAAUUUGCUUCAAAAAACUAGUAUUUGCAUAGGCUUAUGUGUAUGCGAUUGCAUUCUGCUUGGGAAUUGCGUGGAAUUAUUCCAUGAGAUCUGGCAUUGCGCAAUGUGGCCUUUUUGUACCUUGCAUCAUGUGAGGCCAACUAAAGUUUUUUUUUGUAAUUUUUUGAGUAUGGAAUUAUGAGUUCCAGGAUACAAUAGUUUUUCCCCUCUUAUUUCAUCAUGAAUAUAUAAUGAGCAGAGCUAUUUCUGUGUGUGAUUAAUAAUUUUGCAGUAAACACUCCAUUAGUUUUUAUUUUUAUGUUUAAAUUUGUUUGAUGUUUUAUAAAUAAAACUGUUCUGUGUGUUAUCUAUUUAAAUAAUUUAACAAAGGCUAUUGCUAGUCUAAUGUGAUGACAAUCCAGCUUACGAGAUGAGUAUACAAAUCUUAAUUUUCACGAUGCCUAAUGUAUUUAUAUUAUACUCAAAUGUUGGUAGUUUUUGUUCCUUUCAAUCACGUAGGAAUGUGAGAAAAGUACUUUUUUACUGUUUCACUUUUAAGUGUUAUUACUUAACCUUUUUUUGUGUAAUAACUAAGACAGUUAAGAAUGUUUUACUUACCUCAUAUGUUUGAGAAGAGGAGAGGCCUACCAAUGAAUGAGGUACAGACAAUAGCUACAUGAUAAAAAAAAACCUCAAUUUUCUGUCCUGUGGUGGCAUUCGUUAGGAAUAGAUAAGAAACCAUAAACAAACAACUUUGUUUUGAGUUUUGUGUAUACUUUGUAUUUACCCCUACAAUCCCUGCCAUCACGUACCCUUGUUUUCAAAGUUUGAAUUAGUCUUCAUUUAAAAAUGGAUACAGUCAAACCUCAUUAAUACAAACUAAAAGGGAAAAAAAUUUUGUCACUUCGCAUUAAUGAGGUUUUCUACUAAACAAACUGUUACAAAAUUUAAUUACAAUUUUUACAUAAUUUCUAAAAACUUUACAGUUAAAAUUUGUAAACAAUUUUGUACUACACUCAAUUAAUUUUUUUUAGGGAUUGCAUAGUAUUAUUUUAGGAUGGUUAUACCUAUGGCUCAGAAAAUGUUUUCUACUGUAUUACACUUAAAAGGAUUUAAGUUAGAAGAGGAAAGUAAAGGUGUAGAAAUUACCUGCAAAAAGACAUACAUACUACAAAAAUUUUAAAAGAUUAAAAUUUCCAAACUCCCCCCUCCCCGCCCACUAGCAAUGAGUUAUUGUUAUUUUAGUUGAAACUUCACAUUGUUUCUUUACAUUAUUCUGUAAUAUUGUAUUAACCAUACUUUUGUAUUUAAGAAAUUAACCAACACUGUAAUUCCUAUGUAAUUUGUAGGAACAGUGAAAACACUUUGUAUUGUAUGAACAGCGUAUUUAUUAAUGAUGUUUCACUGUGAUGUCUCCAUUGAAUUGACACCGCAGGUGUUGCAAGCUUUGCAAUUAUUCCAGCAAGGUUUCCCGGGAAGGUGGGUCAGCCAGCCCUUGAUGUUAACAUGAUGUAUGUGAUCAUCAAGCGGUUAGCUGGCACUGGAAGUGGGACAAAGAGCACUCAUGCUGCGGAGAGUUGCGGGCGAUGGUUAGCAAGUGCAGGGAAGUGUUCCAAUAUUUUCUCUCACCCUUGCCGCUGUAAAUACUAAAUUAAAAAAAAAAUGUGUUCGUGGAGUCCACGUGAUAGUAGUGAAACUUCUUGCUUAUUAUAUUAUUAGGUAUAGGAAACACAAUUCUCUUUGACUGAAGUUGCAUAUUUAAAAAAAAAAAAAAAAAAAGGGAAGUGUGCGAGUGCUAAAUUGGAUGGUGUUAUGUAAAAAUGGUUAAACUCACAAACAUUUUCAACUGAGUAAAUUGAGCUCAAAGUUGAACACACAACAACCGGUAUUGUGGCAGUGCGUUGAAUGUUUGGUCGCAAGAUGGCAUAGUAGCAAGGAAUGUCGGUUAAAAUUUUUUAGCUCAAUUAAAAGUGUCAUUUUACCUACACAGUUAUUUCAAAAACUUUUUUUUUUUUCUUUUGUUGGUUAACUCAUUUGUGCAUAACACCAUCCAAUUAUGCUAUUGAACAAGUACGCAUGUAUGCAAGUGUGCAAGUAUGCUGCGUCAUUUCUACCUCUCCUCCCCUGCCGUCUCCUCCUCUACCGGUUCCCCCCACCACGUACCUAACUGUUCUCCUCGUGCAAUCUGAAUUUUCGUAACGAUAGAUAGAAAAUUGUAGAUACCUCAGCAAAGAAGUUUCACUUAAAAAAAAAAGUUUCGGCAGGAGUGUGUGAAUUGACAGCUGGGUGAUAUCCGGCCCAUCUUCCAUCUACCAUCGUCUGGUGUUUGUUGUGAUGUUCUUUACUUGGUUACUCUGUGUAACAUCAUUAUGGCAAGUGAAAUUUAGAACACAUUAAUUUUAAUUCAGUGUGUUUGCUUCUGUGUAUCAUAUAAAACAUUAUCUAUCCUUUUUUUUUUUAAUUUUAGCGUAUAAUCACUGCACUCUUAAGUUUUUGGUCAAUCAUUUGGUCAAAUUGUAGUAGGGAUUAUAUGAGCAAUCACAGCACUGCCCCUCUACUAAUAUAGGCCACCAUGUGACCAAAAAAUCAAAGUAUUUUUUUUUUUUUGUUGGUUUAUCAUGUACUGUCUGUUCUAGUGUUAAAUCAUUCAUACAUUCUAUACCUCAUUGCAUUGGUAUUUCUUAUCGAAAAUAAGAGUAAGUAAAACAUUCUUAGUUAUAUUGGUUAUAACAAAAUGUUAAGUACUAGUGCUGUAUUAGACUUACUGAAUAAUACUUGUUCUCUGAACUUAUUUUGGAAAUAGUCCUAACAAAAUAUUUGCACACCUGUGGAAAUAUUGAUAUCGGCAACUGUAAUUUACUAGCCUGUAUGAAUGUGGUAAAGUAAUUAAUAUUUAGUUUCAAGAACAACUUAAAAAAAAAUCACGUGUAAAGCUGAAUUUUGAAACAUUUUCAAUGUUUAGUCGAUAUGUAGAUGAACAUGUGACUCGUGAAAUUUUUUGCAUGUGAGGAAAUAUUCUUUUUGUGUUAACCUGAUGGUGAGUUGGAGUUAUUUAUAACAUGUAUUUCUGGUCAUAUGUGUGUGUUUUAGUGGUGUCUUAAUUAAUUUAUUAUUAAUGAUAUGUUUAUCACAAAGUGUGUGUUUCUUGUAUUGUGCCUUUAAGGAAAUCAUCAUAUUCAAAAGUUGACGUUUUGUGGUGUUCCGUCCAUCAAGUAAAAAAUAUAUAUAUUAUUUGUGUAGUGUUUCACCUGUUACUGUGGCUGUUCCCUCGUUCACCUGUCCCUCAUAAUUAUGUGAUUUUUAAUCAGUGUAAUUGGUCUGUGUCUCAGCUUCUUGUCACAUUCGUGGACUGCCUAAUAAUAAUUAUGGCAAAUUUUAGAUUUUUUUUUUUUUGCAAAAUUUAUAAACUGCUCUAUAUUCAGUCAGUCAUCUGUAGCCUCUUCUGGUAUGUUGUGUUUAUCAAGCUCUUAUAUUUUAUCGUCUGCAUAAAUGUGUGUGCUGUGUUAUAUUCUCAAAUGGUGACAGCAUUAUCAAAUUCCAUUACAUAUCUUAGCAUGAAUUAUCAAUUUCAAAAUCUUCUUGACUCUUUGUACAAAAUACAGCCUGUCUCAGUAAGUAUUUUUUUUUUUUUGCUAAUCUUGAACCACAACUUCUUUUUUUCUUCUGCACAGCAAGGAAGAAAAUAUAUAAGUUUUGCAGAGGAUCGUAGUUGUCCUUAAAACUUUUUUUUGUAGUAGUUUUCACUUAUAAUUAAGAGCAGUGUAAAUAAGGGCAAGUAUGCACAUAAUUUCUUUUUAAGCUUUGCAUUUAUGGUAGUGAACUUUUACAUUCCAUUGUUGUGAGAUUAAUAUUAAAGUGACACAAGUUUGUGUAUUUAUUUUUUAUGCAGAAUUGUAUUUUUGUAAUUGUACUGUAAACAGUUUCACUGUAAAUAAAAUUGCAUUCUAUUGUG